Platichthys flesus (European flounder) is the source of this 5120-nucleotide messenger RNA. RefSeq names its product calnexin (gene canx). Gene Ontology annotation, molecular function: calcium ion binding. NCBI's taxonomy places the organism in Eukaryota, Metazoa, Chordata, Actinopteri, Pleuronectiformes, Pleuronectidae. The record is from RefSeq and is a predicted model, not a curated record. Gene Ontology annotation, biological process: protein folding. The coding region runs from base 110 to 1951 and encodes 613 amino acids. The transcript has 15 exons. Gene Ontology annotation, cellular component: endoplasmic reticulum; endoplasmic reticulum membrane.
GACAGGAAACGUCAGAUGCUGACCAAUCAGCGGCAGGGGACGGCGCUCUCUUCCUUCCACGUGAUCGUGCUUGUUAGUUCGCAGGCGGUCAGACCAAGAGCCGGAGACCAUGGAUCAGAGAUUUGGGUUAUUAGUUCUUCUGGCGGCCGGCCUCCUCUGCCUCAGCUUGGCCCCCGUGUCUCAGGCUGAGCACCAGGUCGAGGACGGUCUGGAUGAUGACGUAGACGUCGAGGACGAGCUGGAUAUGGGUUUGGCCGGAGCUGACGAGGAGGAGCUAGAGGGGGACGUUCAGGAUGAGGCUCCACCUGCUCCUACAAUUCCUCCCGUACCCAAGGUGACCUACAAAGCCCCUGAGCCGAUGGGGGAACAUUUCUUCGCAGAGUCUUUUGACCGAGGGACACUUGACGGCUGGGUUGUGUCCAUAGCCAAGAAGGAAGACACUGAUGAAGAGAUCGCAAAAUAUGAUGGUAAAUGGGCCGUGGAGGAGAUGAAGGACAGUAAACUGCCCGGGGACCAAGGUCUUGUACUGAAGUCCAGAGCCAAGCAUCACGCCAUCUCAGCCCAGCUGCUGCGACCUUUCACCUUCGACACCCAGCCCCUCAUCGUCCAGUACGAGGUGAACUUCCAGGCAGGGAUUGAUUGUGGUGGUGCCUACAUCAAACUGCUGACUCAGACUCCUGACCUGGACCUGGACCAGUUUGUGGAUAAAACUCCGUACACCAUCAUGUUUGGACCUGACAAAUGUGGAGAAGAUUAUAAACUUCACUUCAUCUUCAGACACAAAAACCCCAAAACUGGAGAGUACGAAGAGAAACACGCUAAGAAACCAGAUUCUGACCUGAGGACCUACUAUACCGACAAGAAGACACACCUGUACACACUGGUGUUGAACCCUGACAACACCUUCGAGGUGCUGGUCGAUCAGACGGUUGUGAACAGCGGCAGCCUGCUGACAGAUAUGACCCCCCCUGUGAACCCCCUCGCCGAAAUCGAGGACCCGGAAGACCACAAACCCGAGGACUGGGACGAGAGGCCCAAGAUCCAGGACCCAGACGCAGUCAAGCCCGAGGACUGGGACGAGGACGCUCCCGCUCAGGUUCCAGAUGAAGACGCAGUGAAACCAGACGGCUGGUUGGACGACGAGCCGGAGUACAUCGGAGAUCCUGAAGCCGUCAAACCUGAAGACUGGGAUGUGGACAUGGACGGUGAAUGGGAGGCUCCUCAGAUCCCGAACGCCGCCUGCGAGUCCGCCCCCGGCUGUGGCGCCUGGAGCCGUCCGAUGAUCGAUAACCCCGCCUACAAGGGCAAGUGGAAGCCCCCAAUGAUCGACAACCCCAACUACCAGGGCGUCUGGAAGCCAAGGAAGAUCGCCAACCCGGAGUUCUUUGAGGACCUGCACCCGUUCAGGAUGAGUCCCUUCAACGCUGUUGGACUCGAGCUCUGGUCCAUGACCUCCGACAUCUUCUUCGACAACUUCUUCAUAUCCAACGACCGCAGCACGGCCGAGCGCUGGGCCACCGAUGGCUGGGGGCUGAAGAAGGCAGCAGAGGGCGCGGCUGAUCCUGGUCUGGCCACACAGAUGAUGAACGCUGCAGAGGAGCGUCCCUGGCUCUGGAUCGUCUACGUCCUCACGGUGGCUUUACCGAUCGUCCUCAUCGUUAUCUUCUGCUGCACCGGCAAGAAGAAGAGUGCGGCGACGCCAGCAGAAUACAAGAAGACGGACGAACCUCAGCCUGAUGUGAAAGAGGAGGAAGAGGAGGAGCAGGAAGAGAAGGCUGAAGAGGCAGAGGAGAGCAGUCCAGCUGCAGAGGGCAAGAGCGACAAAGAGGAUAGUCCGGGAGAGGAAGAGGACGCUAAGAACGAUGAAGAUAAGGACCCCACAGUAGAUGAGAAGUUGGAGGACGAUGUUCUGCGGAGAUCUCCCAGGACCAAGAAGGUCAGAAAAGACUGAAGUCUCUGAAUCCAAAGCCCUGACCUCGACUCCUCCCCCUACUGCCUCCCCUUAUACACCCCUCCCCCAUCCUCCCCAUCCUCCUCUGCUCCGAGGUGAUGAAGCCUGAACGGAUCCAGAGGAAGCAGUGAAGCCGACAGGAAACUAAUCAAGAAACUGACGCCUGAUGAUUCCAGUAUGAGCAGGACUGAGUUAGUUUGAUUAAAGGAGAAUAACUAAGAUUAACUAAAACUUCCUGCAUCAUUCCUUAACAACCCCUGAGCAGACUCGAACCCACGACGCCACGUCUCCUCUUCGCCGCCACCUGCCGCCACCCACGAGCUGGCCAAAGCCCCGCCCUCCUAACAGCCUGUUAAAACCCUGUUGACAGUUUGCUGAUCAGUGUCUUUAGUUAACGUAGGUAACUGACUCAAAUUAAACCGUCUAACCUCAGGUCUGAGGUCAGCCUGUUCACAUCCAUCGUCCUGUUGGGUCUAAUAUUGAAGCUGUUAGCGGUUAGGAUUAACUAACCCACUGCAAAUCCACCAGUCAGAAUAUAACGACAGGAAGUCUGAACCAAUACCCGAUCAAUAAUCUAUACAGUUAACAGAGUAGUCUGCUGACGGGCAGAUAACUAGCCAAUCAUCUAUCAGGGUGCUGAACAGGCUAACAGGUUAUCCAACAACCAGAAGUCUCUGCAUGCUAACCUUACAGCUAAUUAGCCACAGAACUUGUCUUUUAACUCUUUAACCACUGUCCAGCAGCUUCUUAGCCUGACUUGUAACCAACCAGCAGACAGGAUGUCCUCACAUGAUCCGGGCAGUAGCCUGAAUGCUCUUGCUAAUUAGCCCAUGAGCUAGUCCGUAGCGAUGGAAACCUCAUCCCUCUACUCAGCUGAUCCCAGCAGUUUGCUAACGAGUCCACAGAUAAUGUUAAUAACUGCAACUUCUUCUUCCAAGACUGGAAAUUAGCCUGUUAGCAUCCCACCCAUUACUUUUCAAUCAGCUGCAGCAGUCGCAUGCUAAUGGCUCCGGAAAUGGAAUGAGUACACUCCAGCUGACAUGAACUAUAUUUUCUUCUCGUGUUGUUGUCACAGACGUUCGUGGAAGUUUUGUCCUCAGUGUUUUUAACAUGUGUUUUUGUCCUGAUGGCAGCGGAGAAGGUCAGAGGUCAAGCGCUUGUGUUGUGAUUAGAACAAACUGUCGGUUCCAGGCCUCGGGUGUCGUGUCACCUGGAGUCAAGGUCACAGACGGAUCUUGUCAGACCUGUUCUCGCCCGGUGUCGUUUUCAGUCAAAACGGUUGAGUCAGCUUGUCCAUGGGUUCUACUGGCGGCAGCAGAGGCCUCUUAAGACCCGAUACUCCAUCUUUAAAAACAAUUCAUUUAGAUCUCAGUCCAAACAAUGACGGCAGACGUUUCACUGCUCGCGGUGAAAACCCUUUGGCUGCUCGGUGUCGAUGUGUAAUGAGGAAAAACUGAAUCUGUUUCACAUCAGCAUCAUCGUGAAACAGAUCCAACAGAUUUCACAGUGAAACUCCUGAUUGUCAUCAAACCUUUCAGCUGCUGUGUCUUUAAACCUUUCACAUCGUCACUGAGUCCCAGUCAUGUUUGUUUGGACUGAAACUGAUGUCGGCAGAUGGACAAACUCCCAGUCCCUCUUUCAUCAACCCCAUGUGCAAAGAAAAGGCACUAACGGAAAAACUCAGGCGCUUAUUCCCUCACCCGUCCACCUGCCGCACCACAUCUGGAUUCUCGCCCCAUGUUAAAGAGACGGCACUUGAGCGAAAAGUUCGUUCUUAACCACAAAAAUACGAGAAGAAAUAUAAAACUCCUGUCGGUCACAUGGUCAGUUUGGUGACGUGUGCGCGGCUGUGAUCACAUGACUGAGCCGUCUAAAGUCCACAGGAGUUAACUAAGACCUUUUUAAAGAUUCUACCUCUGGACUUGGUCCUCUGCCGCCUGCUGGACGCUGUGGACACGCUCUCCAUGUCUCGCUGAGAAAAAGCUUCUAGUUGCAGCUGAAAACUCCUGAAACUCAAUCUGAGAAUCGACUCCUGUUUGUUCGUCCAACAUUUUAUCUUCAGCGUUGUUUCUUACAAACACAAAGCUCAGUCAAGCCACUCUACUUUAUUUAACUCUGAAAAACUGCUGACGACAAUAUUUCAGUGUUUUAAAAAACUGACUGGUUGUGUUGACCUCUUGACCUUGCCUCUAGCGCCACCAUCAGGACAAAUCUAUUAUCUAAGCAUAAAAAACACUAAUUAUUCCAUGAACGUUGUGUGUGAAGCUGCAGCAGGAGCUCAGCCUCCUGGACUGUGAUCCUAUGUGUUCAUUGUUAAACUGAAGUUUUGUGAUGAAGGAAAAACCAGAGCAGCACAUGAGAUCACACGAGGUUUCCUCCGUGUGACGGAGCCAGAACGACACGGCGUCGAUCAACAGAUUUAUAAAUAUUUAAAUAUUAACUCAGUGUGGAAAAGAGAACUACGUCCGUUUGUGUAGUCUCAUGACUGAUGUGUCCGUCUGGACCAAACGUCACGUCAGGUCUUCCUUCUGUUUAUCUAUUGAAACAUUUGAUUCAGUUAAAGACGAGUUAGGAAUCACUUUCAAAGUCUGAGGUGUGUUUCUGGUUGUUGCUUGAUUCCUGUGUGGGGCCUUGAGAUGACCCGGAGGUCCCUGCUCGGUGCAGGUGACCUUCAUCUGUCCCUCCUCCCGGGUCAACACGCUGCAGUGGUUACCUUUUCGCUGUGAACUGUUGCUUUCACUAAUUUUUCUCCCUGUGCUGUGAACGGUUUUAGGAUGAAUCUGACGCAGCGUUACAUUCCCAUCAUCAACGUAUGUUUCAGCCACUAUUCAUCGUCUGCCACCCUCCUCUUCCUCUUCCUGUUGUGUCCGACUCUUUGUUUUCUCUGGUCGUGUCCAGCUGAGGCUGCCUAUAGCUAACAGACUGUAUAGACUGAACACUGUAUCUGCUGGUGAGACUUAACGUGACUCUGUAACUAUUAACUUUUUAUUGUUUUGUUGACUUUGUUUUUAAACUAUUUGUUGGGCCCAGCGUGUUUCUGAUGAGCACACUGUGCAGCCGCAGCACAGGCGGUCCAGCCUGGGGUCGAAGUGCUGUGAGGACGGAGCCUCGUGUGGACGUGAAGUCAACAUUUGUUUUGAUGAAUAAAAAGGCCAAAAUGGAAACUGAA